AUGUUUGCUGGGCAGUGCUACCAGUCACUCCGUGCCUCUUGCCUGGAGAAGGGACAACUGUUCACGGAUCCUGAAUUCUCUUAUAUAAACUCUGACCCGGACGUUAAAUGGAAACGACCACCUGUGAGUACAAGAAAGCAGAAUGCUGUGGAUUUAGCCAGCGCAAUACAAUUUGUUAAAGACAGAAAAGUAAACUGGCAUGGUUAGAAGUCAAUGGAAGCACUGAUUAAAGAACAAGGGAUGAGCUACUUAAUGGGCAAAAUGUCAAUCAUGUCUUUUUAUUUCUGCAGGAGUUCUGCCAAAACCCAAAAUUUAUCGAUAGUGGAGCAAGGUCCACCGAUAUUUGUCAGGGGCAACUAGGUAAAUGCUAAAAUACUAAGCAAAUUGUACAACUGCUAUUAAACAUGUUAGCGUGAUAUGCGAAAUUACAUUUAUUCAGGUGAUAUCCUAUUGUACAGCGCUACGGAAUCUGAUGGCGCUAUAUAAAUAAUAAAUUAAUAAUAAUAAUAUCAUAUACAUAGCGCCAAUAUGUUCUGGGGAGCUUUACAGCUGCUAAAUUAAUAAAUAAAACAUUGUUGACAGAACCAAAAGGUGAAAAUGUCUGCUCGAACCACCCUUCAAUCGUAUGGUCUGCAUUUAAUUAUAGAAAAGUUUAUUGAUUGAUUGAUUGAUAAAUUAAUUGAUUGCCAUUUUGGGGGAUUCUGUAAAGACUGUCAAUAACUUUCAGUUUUGACUUUUUCUCUUUUUUUUCUGAAACAACAAAUAUUCUCAGAGCUGACUUUGAAAGGUUCUUUGGGAGAUUCAAAAAGUCUUUGCAUACAUGAAUGGAAAAACCGUCUACGAGUGAAGCAAUCACUAUGGAAACCACGUAUUGUUCCUGCUUUCCCCAUUAGUUUCCAGAGUAAUUGUUCCAUUUGCGAACAUAGCCCAACUUCUCUGCAAGUGGCAAAUGUAACUCUUCCUCCGAGUCUUUUUCAAAACUUAAUAUUGUCUCCAUAAUAUUCCAAAAUUAUUUAACAAUACUGUACUCCUGGGAGUGGGAAGAGUAUCUUUGAAUACCACAAAAAAAUCCACUCUCUUCAUGUGAUAUCUCCCUCCCCCUAGGUGACUGCUGGCUUCUCGCCGCCAUAUCGUCACUCACGCUCCAUCCAACCCUACUGUCUCGCGUGGUCCCUGAGGAUCAGACUUUCUGCCCCAGUGGAGGCUACUGCGGUAUCUUCCACUUUAAAGUAAGGGCAUUUCAGGUUUGGCAGUAUAAUAAAGCCACAUUGUGUGGAGGAGACAGCAUAUGGUUCUUCAACAAAGUCUCCCCAAUGCCGUACCCUGCGAACCUUCCAUCUAAUAUUAGAUAUACAACGUAGAUUCUCUAAUAUUUGAUACUUUAUCUCUGUUCUUGUAAUAAUUCAUACUGGGUUAUGAAAAGUUGGGAACUGGAAAAAUAACAAUUUUAAAAACACACUGAUUGUUGGUGCCCAGUGCAUACCCCAGCUGCCAUGUAGAUUGUGUGUUCUGAUUGAACAUUGUAGUUUUCCUAGUGCGUGUAGAAGGGGGGGAUAUAUUGACCAGUAUACAUUUUUGAUGGAUAUAACAUUGUUGGGCGAAGAAAUCUGAUGAAUUAGAGAUGUAUUUUUUUAUUUUUUUUUGUCAGCCUUGGCUUUUUGUUUAUACAUUUUGUAAACCCAGCUCAUUUCAUUAUUUGGUUGAUAAAUGUUCUCAUCUUGUCUCUGUAGUUGUGGAGAUUUGGUGAGUGGGUCGAUGUUGUUGUGGAUGACAAACUCCCAACAAAAGGAGGUCGACUUCUGUACACCAAAAGUGACACUCGGGGGGAGAUGUGGAGCACACUUCUGGAGAAAGCCUACGCAAAGUGAGACAACAAACCAGCAAUCCACAGAUACACAUCUAUUAAGCCAUUAAAUGUCCAUGUUAAAUGACAAACAACUUGUAUUGGAAAAACUGUGGUUUUGAACUUUUUUACUAACUCUAAAAAAUGCCUCAGCAGCCUUUGGAGCCUGCAUUGCACUAUAGAAGGCAUUUUCAUUACAGCGAUUGGUUUUUGUGAGCAGUUGCAUAGAACCUGCAUCCAUUUCAGCCAACAGGAACCAUCAGAAAGCAGCAUUUUAGGUACCAACCAGGGGUGUUGUUAGGUUCUAUAAACACCUUUGGCUUGAGCCCAAAGGAAUACCCGAAGACUAUCACACAGAAAGAGAGAUAGAGAGAGACAGAGAUAUGUUAGGAGAUAUCAUCUCCCCCCUCCCUUUCUAUGUCAUGUCCCUCCUUUAAACCCAUAAACAGCAUGCUUAUUACAGAUCUCCAUGAGAGCAUAGCAGGAUACAAGCACAUGCUGUGCAGUCAGGUAUUUAAUGCCAUCCUGCCAUGCUUCCUAACUAAUAGAGGGCUGUGUAGUAAAAUUCUAUUCCCCAGCACCCCUUCCAGACAAUCACCUGGGGCACAUCACCAACUCCCUGCCAGAGCAGUUUACUACUAAUCAUUCUUUUUAUAAUAGGUGGCUGUCUUAAUAAGCAGCUGCCUGAUUUAAAAUAAAAAAAAAAAAAAAAACCUGUAAUAUAUCCGCCAUCUGUGGAUAUCCAGGACUAAAGAGCCCCAAUCUGGGGCUUCAACCACCAAGCCCUUCCCUAGAUACACCUAUGGGGGUAACCUGUGGGCUAGGAGCCACUUUUCUACUUUAACUCCUAGUGAACCAUUUUCAAAUGGAGAGUAUUCAAAAGUACAGUAUUAAUAUGGUGUCUCCAUACACAGGGUGUGCGGGGGAUAUUCGGCACUUCAAGGGGGAGCUAUUCCAGAGGCGCUGGAGGAUUUUACUGGGGGUGUAGCCGAAAGUGUCAAUGUGACCAGGCAAAGUGUGGAGGAAAUCUGGGAGCUGGUUAACCAAUCAGAAGGAGACAAGGCUCUGAUGGGUUGCUAUAUAGAGGUGAUGUAUCAUCUAAUCACACCUUGUUCUGAAUUACAUGCAUAUUUAAACUUUGUGCCAAUCGCUCAAAGCUGUCUAACUACAAGCACUAAAUUCUGACAUACUGACACAGCACCAUGCACUAACCCUGCAUAGACAUGCUGCAUAUAAUCUGUAUUUACUAAUAGCAUAAUCUCUCUCUAGGUAUCAGAGCCCAGUGACAUUGGAAGAAUUAACGACGAAGGUUUAGUAUUAGGACAUGCAUACUCAGUGAUUGGAGCCAAGAAAGUGAGUGAACACUUCCUACCCCUUCUCUCUAAUCUCUAAAAACCAAAUCUGUAUUUCUAUAUUGCCAUCCCUUCCUCUUCCUUCUUGCCCCAUUCAUUCUUUCUCAUUCCCAAGGUGCAGUCCAGGUUGGGAGAAGUCCUUCUUCUACAUCUGAGGAAUCCAUGGGGUUUUACUGAGUACAAAGGAGCUUGGAGUGAUCGGUAUGAAUGAUAGAGAGUGACCGACUAUUCUGGAACUAGCAAUGCUGUUUUCCUAUAUGGCAGAUUUGUCCGAGUGAACCAUUCGAGAGGGAUGACUUUAGAUAAUGAUCAAUGGUACCAAGUUCUAACACUGUUCUAUGAUGGGUGGAGCUUUUACCUAUUGAGUGAGGCUUUCCCUAAACAAGAUAGAACUCGUGAGACUGCUCUCCCACUGAGAGUAUUCACCAAAUUAGUGACCCUGAUCUCCACUAACGGAGACUACUCUCCCAAUGAGUGAGACUGUUUUACCAAUGAAUGAGACUGUUCUCCCUUUGAGCAAGAAUGCUGUCUCAAUAAGUGAGAAUGUUUUCCGAUGGAUCAAGAUUCCUUGCUCUUAAUAUAUUUUUUGUUUGCAGUUCUUUGGAUUGGGAAACUGUGUCAGAGAAAGAGAGGAAAGAGUUAAACGUACAGAAGGAAGACGGGGAGUUUUGGUAAUAUUUGGACUUUACAUAUUGUCUUAGCACAGACCAUGACAGCAGGGAGUGAAGCAGGGAAGACCAUAGAGACUAACAGUUGGAUUUCAUACACAAGGUGCAGGGAGUAAAGCUUUCAUGUCCAUAGCAUCCUUUCUGUAUGUAUGGUUAAACUGAGAGAGACACUGCACCUAGACCCUGUAUUAAUCUAUCACAGUGCAUGUUAUUUGAGAAAUGCUUAGAUCAUCAAUACCUAGAGUAUUCUUUUAACCACUCAGAAAUACACUCUCCAUUUUCUUCAUGUGUGAUAUGAAUGUUGUGACUUCCAUAUGUUCUCUGUAUAAUGUUCUGCAUGUCACACACAGGAUGCUGUGCAAGGACUUCUGCAAAAUCUUUACCCUCCUCGUCCUCUGCAGAAUCAAUUUAGAUUCUUCUUGUUGGAGUGUCACUAAUCUGAGUGGACGCUGGGAGAGUGGGGUCAGUGCAGGAGGAGGUCGAAGACUCAGUGAGUAUACCUCUUGUAAAACAAAAUACAUUAACAUGACGACUUUAUGACCACAGACUGAGGGUGCCUUGCAUAAUGUAUGUGUUAUUAUUAUUAUUGUUUUUUAUGUAGCGUCAACGCAUUCCGCAGUGCUUUGCUUUAUUAUAUAGGGGAAAUGUAAUAAUAAAGGAGACAAUUACAAAAUGUUACAGGAACAAUAGAUUGGUGAGGACCCUGCUCAAACGAGCUUACAGUCUAUUCUUCACAGAUUUAAAGCGGCCUUGCCAUGUUGUUUUUUGUUUUGUUUUAGUAAUCCUGUCAUUAUGCCCUUAUUUUAUUAUGAUUAUACUUCCCCCAUAACUUGCCUUAAUUUAUUUUCUCUUCUUUGUUGACCCAGAUUUCAAAACAUAGGUCCGCCAUUUUGCCCUUCUGUGGAUUUUUUUUGACUGAUAUAGAUUUGGUAAAUUAGCAUAGUAACGGAAAUUGUCUCACAGUUAGACCCUAUGGCCUUCCCUGCUUCUGUGCUGGAAGUGAAGCAGGGAAGACCAUAGAGACUUACUGUUGGUUUUCAAACACUAGGUGCAGAGAAUAAAGCAGGGAAGACCAUAGAGACUAACUGUUGGAUUUCAAACACUGGGUGCAAGGAAUGAAGCAGGGAAGACCAUAGAGACUAACUGUUGGACUUCAAACACUAGGUGCAGGGAGUGAAGCAGAGAAGACAAUAGAGACUAACUGUUGGUUUUCAAACACUAGGUGCAAGGAGUGAAGCAGGGAAGACCAUAGAGACUAACAGUUGGAUUUCAAACACUAGGCGCAGAGAAUGAAGCAGGGAAGACCAUAGAGACUAACUGUUGGUUUUCAAACACUAGGCGCAGGGAGUGAAGCAGGGAAGACCAUAGAGACUAACAGUUGGAUUUCAAACACAAGGUGCAGGGAGUGAAGCAGGGAAGACCAUAGAGACUAACAGUUGGAUUUCAAACACAAGGUGCAGGGAGUGAAGCAGGGAAGACCUUAGAGACAAACUUGGUUUUCAAACACUAGGUGCAGGGAGUGAAGCAGGGAAGACCAUAGAGACUAACUGUUGGAUUUCAAACACUAGGUGCUGGGAGUGAAGCAGGGAAGACCAUAGAAACUAACUGUUGGAUUUCAAACACUAGAUGCUGGGAGUGAAGCAGGGAAGACCAUAGAGACUAACUGUUGGUUUUCAAACACUAGGUGCUGGGAGUAAAGCAGAAAAGACUAUAGAGAUUAACUGUUGGAUUUCAAACACUAGGUGCUGGGAGUAAAGCAGGGAAGACCAUAGAAACUAACUGUUGGAUUUCAAACACUAGAUGCUGGGAGUGAAGCAGGGAAGACCAUAAAGACUAACUUGGUUUUCAAACACUAGGUGCAGGGAGUGAAGCAGAAAAGACUAUAGAGACUAACUGUUGGAUUUCAAACACUAGGUGCUGGGAGUAAAGCAGGGAAGACGAUAGAGACUAACUGUUGGUUUUCAAGCACUGUCCGACUAAAGGUGCAUGUAUAUGGCUGAAGGAUCCCGUCAGACAGGGAUUAGUUUUCUACAUAUACUUCCUAUAAAAAAAAUCUAUUUCCUUUCACAACUUGAUGGAAGGAUUCUUAUAUUAAUAAAUUGUUCUGAGGUGACGGUUGUCCUUUAAGACCUUGACAUUUCCAGAGAUCCCACCAACAACAUCAGAAAAGGUAGUCUUUUCUUUAUCUAAUGUAUAACUAAAUAGGGUACAAAGAGAAAAUACACUAAAAAUAAAACAGAGAAACAAUGGGACUAAAAAAAGGAUUCAUUUAAAAGCAAAACCUGCAACGUAACAAUGUUGCUUUAAUUUGCGUUCAUGUGCCCUUCAAUAUGGGAAUUUAUGGUAUAAAGUUCCACUUAUCCCAACUUCUCUAUUGGUCAGAAUCCUUCUUCAACAAUCCACAGUUCCGGCUGCACAUUGAUGAAGUUUCCAGCCCUGACCAGAAGGUGGAUCCAGCGCAGGGGGAGGAGACUUACACUUCCCAAGAAGAGGAUGGGAUAAAGGGUCGUCAAAUCCUUCUACAACUGCUUCAGACUGACCCUAGGAGAGAUAGGUUUCACAUAGCAUGUCACCUGUACAAGGCAAGUUUCUAUGUUUUGUAAGUUAUUUUUUAUAUAGCAGAAACGUAUUUCACAGAGCCGUGCAAUGGUAUAAAUCAUUUAUACAAUCAAUUUGCAAACUGUAGAUUUUAUAUUGAUAUAUUACUGAAAGUGUUGUAUCCUUUUUUUUGGUGACGUUUAUAGAUUUCAUUAUUACUUUCUGUUUCUAACAAUAAAUUAUGUUUCAUUUAUUAUAGGUACCAGAGAGCCUUGUGAGUAUUACCCAGAAUACCUUUAUGGAAGACAAUGUAUUGACAGUAACACAGAUACGUAGGAUUCUGUAUUCCACCAGGCAGGACCCACACGCAGGGGUGUAUAUUUCAGUAUGACACUAAGGUUAAUAGAAUAACACUUUAGGACAAUAUAUCUCUAGCACUAAGGCUGCCUACAUAGUAUAUUCUGCUUCUGAUACAAUAUAUAUGUGGAUAUUGAAAGAUUUGUCAAAGUCCUGACCAACACUACAGACUCAGGUCUCUUUCCAUGUUAUCUCCUGACCAGGGCCUUCAUACAAUGCAGAUAAAAUGUCUCUGUCUAUGCAUGGGUACUGCAGAGAAGAACUCCUGUCCAACUUUUAUAAAAGAGAAUUCCUGCACACAUGUCUAAUGUCAUGAAAAUACCUACUGUGGCCUUUAGGUACCAUAAACAGAGGCAACAGUGAUUUAACUGUUAAGUGGCAGAGAAAUGAGCAGUGAGACUGCAGGAACAUGAUAUAUACACCAACACUGCUUCAUUAAGCUGAAGAUUAUUUGGUGCUUAUAGUGUGCCUUUGUAAUGCCUUGAGAGUUUAUCCUUCACCCCAUUGGACUCCCAGAGAGACACAGACUGAGCACAUAAAUACAUAAUAACAUUUUGCUGUCAUUGUUCUAGUCUUUGCGUCCUCGGCUGGACCGUGGGUUUUUCACGCGGAGUCGUCCAGUUUGUGACACUGGGGAUCCUCAAAAUAGCCGGGGAGUGGUGUUACGCACUCUCGUGAAUUCAGGAGAAUAUGUCAUCGUGCCUUCCACACACAAUCCCAAUGAGGAGGGAACUUUUCUAAUCAGAGUUUACUGUGAAAAAAUGGGCUGUAUGAAAGUAAGACUUCCCAACUGCCACAAUCUAUAAUUUCUAAAAUACUGUUGCUUUAAAGGGACACUUUAGGCACCCAGACCACUUCGUCUCAUUGAGGUGGUCUGGGUGCAGUGUUUAAACUGCAAAGUUAAAUGAAAACUACAGGCUAGGAAUACAAAAUUGCUCCCUAUAGUGCCCCCAUUGCUCGUGUUAUUCCCCUCCGCAGUGCAGAACCCUUUUGUCUCUUACCUGAAGUCAGCGCCGAUGUCUUCCUUCCCCAAUGUUGGCUGAAGUCGGGGGACCUAAAAUGCAUAUAGACAGCCACUAGAGGUAGAGUUAACCCUGGAUAGUAAUUAUUGCAGUUUCUCAAUAACUGCAGUAAUUACAAUUGUAGGGUUAAACUGACAGGGACACUGCAACUAAACCACUUCAAUUAGCUGAAGAGGUCUGGGAGCCUAUGGUGUCCCCUUGGGUCUGCCUCACUGUGGGUGCUUCCAUGAUGCUGGAGAUCCUCAUGCUUUGGUUGGGGGUUGUUCAAUGUCUUCGAAUUCCCCAUUGGAAGACAUUGAUUCAAUGCUUUCCUCAGGGGGCGGCUUGAUGUGCAUGGCCAUGCAUGUUGGGUCUCCUCAUUGCUGACAUUGAAUGAGAUGUUAAAAAGAGUUUUUGACCCUUUUAAUGUUGGUAGGCAGGGGGACAAUAUAACAUUAGGAAUACAAGCUUGUAUUCCUAAUGAUAUAGGUGUGCCUUCAGUGUUACCACAUCCUGUGAACGCCUGGAAGGUGGAAUUGAACCACUCUGUUGUUAAACAGCUACAGGUUUGAAGCCUGCACCCCAGACCACUGAGGAUCAUCCAGGCAAGUUACCUAGCUAUCCUAAGUUGUAUAUAAAGCUCCAGUACUAUUCCUUAUUUCAGUUAAGGCACAUUUAUCUAAUAAAAUAAACUUUCUCUUUAUAUAACAUUAUUGCAUUCUUCCAGUAAUAUAAAAAUAUAAAUAUGUUUUACCUUAGUUAAUGAGUAGCAGCCUGCCAAUAAACAAGCAAGAUCUCUCAAUAAUUCAAAGGCUGAAAUGCAAAUACACCCAGUGCAUGCUGGUAUCUACAAGGAUCAAUAAGAUCAAUAGGCCUUCAUUAGGCACGUGGAUAGAUUAUGAAACGAAACAUAUGAGCCGCAGUUACUGUUUCCUAUCUAGCAUGGUUACAGUAAAAUAAACAAAGUUAUUCAUUAAAGUGUGCGUCCUUGCAGGAAUACCAAGUGAAUUCCAAUUAAAUCUGAAAUUUUAGGCCAAAGCAGUCAAGCAGGAAUAAUUCCAGUUAUUAACUAUGAUUCCAGUUUGGCUAUUUUGCCCUUAAAUGUUAAAUCCACCUUUGCACGACACCACGUUCAUUAAUGCAUUGCUCUGCUUUAAACACUAGCGUUGAUUGUCAUUUUUCUCUGCAUGUUUUCUCUCAGGAAGACUGAGUAAUUUCAGCAAACUACCAGCAGUGCAAAGGUGAGAGAAUCUGUUAAUACAUUCUAUCCUGCAAAGCAAAGAGUGUUCUAGGUAGCAACCAGUGACGGUCAUUGGGGGUCAUUCAUUAAACAGGGACACACUGAAAAAAUAAUCAGGUUAAAGAUAAAAAUCAUUGAAAACUCAGUUCUUCAGGAAAGGGUAUCAAUUAAACUGUUAAUAGCUUUCCCUCCUUGCACACUGAUUCCUCUCCUGCAACUGAAAUAAAAACUACUCAAGCCCUCAGUGAAUACUAUUCUAGCAACCUAGUUUUCUACCCUACCCUUAACUUGUGUGUCACUUUAACCCCCCUCCAUUUAGCAUGUAAACUCACUGAGCAGGGCCCUCAAUCCCUCUGUUACUGUGUCACUAUACCCCACUCCCUCUAACAUGUAAACUCACUGAGCAGGGCCUCAAUCCCUCUGUUACUGUGUCACUAUACCCCCACUCCCUCUAACAUGUAACCUCACUGAGCAGGGCCCUCGAUCCCUCUGUUACUGUGUCACUAUAUCCCACUCCCUCUAACAUGUAACCUCACUGAGCAGGGCCCUCGAUCCCUCUGUUACUGUGUCACUAUACCCCACUCCCUCUAACAUGUAAACUCACUGAGCAGGCCCUCGAUCCCUCUGUUACUGUGUCACUAUACCCCACUCCCUCUAACAUGUAAACUCACUGAGCAGGGCCUCAAUCCCUCUGUUACUGUGUCACUAUACCCCACUCCCUCUAACAUGUAAACUCACUGAGCAGGGUCCUUAAUCCCUCUGUUACUGUGUCACCAUACCCCACUCCCUCAACAUGUAAGCUCACUGAGCAGGGCCUCAAUCCCUCUGUUACUGUCACUAUAUCCCACUCCCUCUAACUGUUAUGUAACAAACUCACUGAGCAGGCCCUCAAUCCCUCUGUUACUGUGUCACUGUACCCCACUCCCUCUAACACGUAAACUCACUGAGCAGGGCCCUCAAUCCCUCUGUUACUGUGUCACUAUACCCCACUCCCUCUAACAUGUAAACUCACUGAGCAGGGCCCUCAAUCCCUCUGUUACUGUGUCACUAUACCCCACUCCCUCUAGUAUGUAAGCUCACUGAGCAGGCCCUCUGUUACUGUGUCCCUAUACUCCACUCCCUCUAGCAUGUAACCUCACUGAGCAGGGCCCCCAAUCCCUCUGUUACUGUGUCACUAUCAGGGCCGGUGCAAGGAUUUUUGACGCCCUAGGCAAAAAGAAAAUUUGCUGCCCAUUCACUCCUCAGUGGUCAUGUAGGUUUAACCCGACAAAAUAAAAGAUUGACUUACCUUGAAGGGUUAAACAUGCCUCUAGUAGCUGUCACACUGACAGCCAAUAGAGGCACAUCUGCGGAUGGAAGUGUAUAGAGCUUGCCACUUAUGCGCAUCAGGUCCCCAGUGCUCCUGCAUGAGGAACAUUGGAUUGGACCAGUGUUGUCCCAUCAGUGACAUUAAGCGAGGUAAGGAGGCAAGCAUUGCAGAGGGAGUCUUGGGCUUGAAAAAUGUAAAUAAAAGUAAAUCCCCCCCCCCUCCCUUUUUCUUUUCUUUUUAAAGAAAAUCAUUUUAUGGUGUAGGGGGGAAGGGAGUGGUGAGGAUUUCAAUCUAAGUAGGGACAGGUUUAUAUUCCUAACACUAUUGUGUUCUUUUAAAACUAUUGAUUUAAAAAAAAAAAAUUAUAAAAUGGUUCUUUCUGCCCAAAUGCAAUCACUGAUACAUACAUACACACCCUCACACACACUCAUUCACACUCAGUGGUCCACACAAUCACAAUUUGUGACCAAUGCACACACACAUUCACUGACUCAUGCAGAGUGACACACACAUACUGACUCAAGCAGACAUAAAAUUACUUGUGUUGACUGACACUCACACUAAGCUCCACCUCCGCUAUUCUCCCGCCCAUUUGACCCCGAGUACAGGCAAGGGGUGGGAGCGAUCGAGCAAUGCGCCCUUGCGCUGCCCCGGCUUUUUCAAUGGGUGGGAGGUCGGCUCUCUGUGGUAGUUGCGUGUGGAGGUUUAUGCCACCGGGCGCUAGUCUGCAUCUAUGUAGGUGCUCACUAGCGCCCGGUGGCAUGACCUGCAGCACACAAUAUAGAAUUAGUCUCUCAUAGAGGGACUAGCAUUAGAGCUACUGCCGGCGCCCCCCUCUUGAUCAGCGCCGUAGGCGGCCGCCUAGUUGGCCUAUAGGGAGUGCCGGCCCUGGUCACUAUACUCCACUCCCUCUAGCAUGUAAGCUCAUUGAGCAGGGCCCUCAACCCCUCUGUUACUGUGUCACUAUACCCCACUCCCUCUAACAUGUGGAAUCUAUUGGCACUUUAUAAACAAUAACAUAAAAACAUUCUCCAAAUCAGUUUUUUUGUAGAUCAUCUAUUUUGGCAUACAGUAUGUCAAUUCUCUUCAAUUUCCAGUUCAUUGUAUAAACUCGGCUGUAAUAGCAGCAGGAUCUCGUCCAUGUUUGCAGGCUGCCCUCUAGAGGUUUAGUUCAGGGAGUUUUUUUUUAAAUGUCCCUAUUUAGGAGGGACAGUCCCUAUUUUGAGUCCAAAUCCCUCUGUCCUUCUUUUCUAUCCCAAUGUCCCUCUUUUCUAGGAGUUCCAUUUUGUUGGUGUUACUCGCAUAUACAAUAAAUGUGUUAAGAAAUCAGUCUGUGUAAAUAGGACACAUCUCAUUUGUACUAAACCGCAUCCAUAAAUUGUUACUAAUUGUGACCUAACAUUUCUUAAAACUGCUCUGCCCCUGGACCCCCCCCUCACCCCUGGAAAUUAAAGUGUCCCUCUCUGUUUAUUUCAAACGUUAGUAGACAUUUCUGUAUUUUCUGGAUUCGGAAACUGAGUUUUUUAGGUAAAAAGGUUAAUAAUAAAACAUGUUAGUAUGUUUCUCUUUAUAGCACAGAUAUCUAGCUGUGGUUAUUCUGGCAGAGAAUUGUGGGAAUUGUAGUCUAACAGCUGGAUGGGCACCCCAUCAUCAAAAUAUCCCAUCCAAUUGACAAAUGAUUAAAAAAAAGAUACAUUUAUAAUAUACUUAGAAUAAAGAUGGGGCUAAACUUUUUAUUUUAAAUGUGACAAUAACGCCCCUUAUUCAUUAAAUAAUGAAGUAAAUAAACCUAUGUGAAUGUUAACUUUAAGAUCAAAAUAACCAAAUUGGAAACAUUUGGUAUAUCGGCUAUGCUUUUAACGUAAGCUACUUUGGCCUUUAGGGGACAUUAUAGGCACCCAGAUCACGUUGUCUCAUUGAUGCAAAACAAACAAGAUGGAAAACAAUCUCCAAGUCUGCUGUAUUUGCAGUAUGACUAUGUUAUAUUAAAGGGACACUCCAGGCACCCAGACCACUUCUGUCCAUUGGAGUGGUUUGGGUGCCAACUUCCACUACCCUUAACCCUGCAAGUGUAAUUAUUGCAGUUUUUUAUAAACUGCAAUAAUUACCUUGCAGGGUUAACUCCUCCACACUUCCGGGUUUAUAGCACAUGAAAAGUGUGCUAUAACGUCGCAGGAUGUCCUCACGCUAUGUGACGACCUCAAGCGUUGCUAAAAUCCCCAUAGGAAAGCAUUGAAAGCAUUUUUCAAUGCUUUCCUAUGGGGAGGUCUAUUGCGCGUGUGUGGCAUUGCCGCGCAUGCGCUUUAGGUCUCCCCCGCCGGCAGCCAUGCAUGCGCAAUAGGUCUCCCCUGUCAGAUGACGUCGGCGGGGGAGGAGCGUGGGCGAGCCCUGGAUACAGGUAAGUCACUAAAAAGGUUGGGAUGGGGGGUGGGAGGGAGAGGGGACCUGCAGAGCCAUGAAAAUGGUUUGUUUUCCUGGCACUGGAGAGUCCCUUUAAUAUCUCAAAUGAACUAACAGAGUUAUUCACUAAAGUGAGAAUCUGAGGUGAAAUUUAAUUUAAGGUCAAAAAAGUCGAACUGGAAAAAUUCAGCUAUGCUUUCCACUCACCUACUCUGGCCUUUUUUAAAAAAUUCACUUUGAAUUCUCACGUUAGUAAGUAAUCUUGUUUGAAUUCAACCUUGAAUUGAACCAAUUUCUCAGAGCACCUGCCUUUCAAAGACUUCUCAUUGAGCUGCAAUGAGAUGUCUGUGAUUGGACAGCCUCAGAAAGCCUGGGCGGGGUUAGAAGGGGAGGGCUUGCAAAGACUGCAGACAAGAGAUCUGAAGCUUUUGCAAGUUAGGAAAAAGAGAAUAUGAAAACCCAGAGAACGGGCAAAAGCUUAGAGAAACUCAGUAGCUUUCCAUUCCGUUAAUCCCCAUUCAUGUCUCAAAUGUUUUUGCUCAGUUUUGCCAUUACAAAGAGAACCUAUAUCAUUUGCAUCAGUGCUCCGCAACACUCUCCUCAAGGCACACCUAACAGUCCAGGAUUUAGGGAUUACCUGGGUGUGUCUAAGGUGUUUGGAAAAAGAAAGAAAAAAAUACCUUAGAGUCUAGGGUGUUUUUUAGUUUUUUAUUUAAACAUCUUGGACACACCUGGGUAAUUCCUAAAUCCUGGACUGUUGGGUAGAGGGGUGAAGAGCACUGAUUUGCAUAUAAGACUGAAGAAGACCGGAAUGAUUGUCCGGGAGGCUGUAUCUCUCGUGCAGAAAUAACUUGCUGGCAUUUCGGUUCCGGAAUGUCCUUAUGGUGGGAUCAGUCUGAUGUGCAAAUAGUGUAGGUACUCUUUGUAAUGGCAAAAGUGAUCAAAGACAGUUUUGAGAUCUAAACGAGGGCUAACGGGAGGGCAAGCUACUGAGUUCCUCUAAGCUUUUGCCCAUUCUCAGAAUUCUCAUAUUCCCUGGGGGGUUUUUGCAAGCUGUUUUAAGAUAUACCCCCAAUGAAAAAAUGCAUAAUGCAUACAUGUUUUUAUUUAAGGAAUAUCUACAAAACAGUUGUUUUUACUAUUUAAUUAUUUUAAUCUAUUUAUUUUUGUUUGGCCAGUGGAGUGUCCCUUUAAUGCUGACGCCAAAGCUUAAUCCCAUUAUUCUCAGGAUGCUAGUAAAUCUCAGCAUUGUAAACGUAAAUCAACAGACAGGUAAACUCCACCAGGCUGUAAUGGAUGUUAAUUGCUACUCAUUUGUCAGUUCAUCACAGGUCACUGUAUAAAGGAUAAUUCUCUUAUUUUGGGAACUCUCUGCGGCUUUUCUAAAGGGGUUUCAGUAUCGGCUUGUUUGCAAAUAAUAGUAUGUGUAAGAAUUGCAAUUCCUAUAAAUAUGCUCUAGGAAUAUAUAUAUAUAAAAGAAUUUAGGUAAUUGGCUGUCAUUCACGUCAUCUCCCAAUCUUAUCUCCCUGUCUUUCUCUCCAUGAGCUUUCUUUAGAUAUUUCUUCCCAGAAAUACGAAUUGAAAUACGUAAACCUAGAGACAUUCACAGCUGGAGCUUCGCAAUCUGAGGACCCUGCAUCCCGUACCCUGUAUGACUCAAUAUAUUAUGCGCCUUCACUUCCUUCGCAAAGGAUGAUUAAAAUCCUAGUUUUUAUCCUACAUCUGCUUCAUUCUUCCAACUUCAUAGAGGCUGACAAUUAGACGCACUGUGUAGCUGCAUAAAUUGUCUCAAAACAAGAGGAGUUUAUUGUUAUCUAUUUUAAUAAAAUUGGCUGCAUUCUCCUGCGCUCUGCUUGAAGUCUGCCCUUCGCCCACAUCAUUGUUAUAGAAUGUGUUAACAUCCAGCUUGGCACUUUCCCCAGAAUGGCAUGAUUGGAUGUAUGGCCAGGAAUUAUCAUGACAAUUCAUACCAUCACAAACUCUCGUCAGAAUGUUCGCAUGAAUUGUUGGAAUGGGUGGCAGUGUUUGGGUAACAAUGGCAGAACAGGAUUAACAAUAAGAUGUGUUUGGGCAGCCACCUAGGGUCCAGAGGUUAGACAUGGACUCUUUAACCAUGAAUUUGCUGGCCCCAUUUACCAUCUCUAUCUGAAAAAUUGAUGGGAGGCUAUAAUAACCUACCUAGGGCCCCAAGAUCUAACUCUGUCUCUGAACAAGGGCACAGUGAUACAUGUAACAUUGUGUGUAGAUGUUACUGGACACUUGAGUGUUCCCUUAUGGACCAGCAGGUAGAGCAGGACAUCUGUACCCCCUUAUGGCAAGAGCUAUCCACAAAAUUAGUAUUUCAUAAAUAUAAAAUCUUUAUGAAAUACUCAUAUUAACUGUUUUGGAAUUUCACUGAAAUCAAGAGUCAUACUGAGGCAAUAUAGGGACUACUUUGUCUCAGAAUUUCCUAAAUUAGACACUUCUAGACAAUGGGUGAAGCUACAAGUGUCAAUCUCCUUAGUUGUCAUCAGUGAAGGCUGCAGGGAAUUGGCUGUGUCUAUGGAGGAUCUUGCGUUCUCAAUGCUGUACUCUCCAGCAUGCAGAAGGUGACCUGUUAGAAGAAGAUGGAGGCACCAGCGAGGGACAGGUUUGGGUAAGUUAUACUCAUCUUUGCCUGCCUACCCCCCUCCCCUGGCUACCAGAGAGGUGCGUAAAUACUCCUCCUGCAUGAGAGAUAUUGCUUACUAAGUAUCUUAAUCAUAUGGCAAGAUCCAUUAGUGCUCUGUAAGGUUCAAAAUGUGUUCUCAGGCAGACUACAGCUCCCAUGUUGCUCAUCCAAUGUACAGAUCACAUGGUGUUCAAUUAGACAAUGGUUCACAUAAUACUAUGCCAGACUAUAAUAGUAAGCCAGACUAUGGCUUUCAAUCUGAACAGACAGACUGCUGCUCCCAUAAUGCUCAGCUGGACUAGGCCUUCCAUUAGUGUGAGCCAUACUAUAGCUCCUAUGAUGCUCAGAGAGCCACAUUCACAGGCAGUUAAAGAGACAGCAGUUGCAUGAGUUGAUUGGAGGGAAUUUCUGCUCAUAGUAAAGUGCUUUCAUGCUCUCUAUGCAGGGAGCUCAGCUCUAGUUAGUUAGAUGGCAAACCCGUUGACAGUCAAGUAUGUGACCUGUGCCUUAGUCUCUAUGGGAGUCACUGGCACACUGUUUCCAUGGUUACAUGCCUGUCCUGUUUAAUUUCUCCCUGUGUUGUUAGGUAUGUCUCUGUAGGGAUUCCACAUGAAAUACAGGGUAAUCAGUCAUUGCCCCCUCCCCCCACCUGCCACCUGCCCACAGUAUAAGAUAAAUGCAAUAAAUACAAAAUAAAUGCUUUUUUUUGUUUAGUUUUUUUACGUUAGAGGUGCUGCUUCUCUGAAUAUUGGACUUAACUUUAUAGUAAUCGAUGACUUUAAAUAAUUUGGGAAUUUAACCAAAAGAUCACAUACACUUACAAAUCUGUGCCCCUAUACUGGCACAUACUGCCACCCAGUGGCCAAUUAAAUAAUAUAUUAAAUAAUAUAUUCUGAGUUAUACUGGAGAUCCCAAUAUGCAUGCAUAGUAUAUAGAACAUUUCAUCGGGGUGUUCUCCAAAGUUUAUUUAUUUUAUUUUUUUAAAUAAAAAGCUUUUUUUGAAUUACUCUGUCAAAAAUGAUUUUUAUUUUAUUUAUUGCCAACAAAGAAAAAUUUAAAAAGGUUACUCCAACCACCAUAACCACUUCUGCUUUCACAGUCUGUAAGUGUACCGUUUCUGCUUUAAAUGCUGCGCAUCCAGAGAUAUUUGUACUUGUGUGCCACGAGUUAGUUGCACCCCAGGCACGGGUGUCUUUGAAAAAUGUUAAUUUCCUUGCAGGCAGAGCAUUCAUCUCCUCUCAUUCCAUGCUUUAAUUUAGUCCUCUACUUUAAUGGCUUUUGAUUACUUUUCUCUCCUUCUGUCUGCCCCCACUCCCUCUCCUUACUGGAUCAGAGUGUGUCCACGCGCUCUGUGCUAGUUGAACUGUCCAAUCAAAUGCUUCUCUAUGAUAAGGAUUUGGUUCGACCAAGGAAAGGAAGUCAGUGACACAGUGUGACAUGAGGACGGGGCGUGGAAGACCCUUGAUUGGCACUGGAAUCAAUGUAAGUUUUAAACUAUUUAAUGCAUUUUUCAUUGCAUUAAAAUUCUAAACCUAUUAGAUAGCGCCCAUAGGGCAUUACAUAUAUAUAUUAAAAAAAAAAAAUCUGAAAAAAGGGUUACUCCAAGUAUCCCUGAAAUAUGACUUUAAAAAUACAUGCCUAAAAUAUUAACGCACAAAACAGUAAGAUAUUUUCCUCAGUGUUACCCAGGCAAGAGAAAAUAAUAUAAUAAUAUAAUUGUUUAUAUAUUUUUUUAAUCACAUAAUGAAAAAUAAUUCUAAUAAUGUGAUUCAAUCAGAUAAAGAGAUGUGCCAAAAAUGAGACAGAAAAUAUCAAACUGUUUCUCUAUUGUGUGAGCAGGUAAUCACACCGGGGAUCAUUGAGCAUACCUAUGCAAUAACACGCGCCUUUUGCAAUAACCUAUUGCACGCGCCUAUGCAAUAAUGAUACCGGAGAAACUGACGGAAGCAAAGCACAGAGGGAUGGACACAGGUUUCUUCAGGAAGGAAGAGAUUCUUUAUUGGAUCACCGAUCGGGACUCAGAGGGACUAAUGUCACCAAAAAUACAGCAAGUUCUGAGCCCUGAACAAUAGUGCAGGCUCCCUAUAUAGGCACAUAACUCCUCCCAUAUUAAGCUCCACCCGCACAUUCUCUUGACCAAUCAUUACAAAUAAGAAUUAACUUCCUGCUUGACCGCAUGGCUUGUCCAGCACAAUGGAGGAGGGGAAUACUACAUCCUGUAUUCUUGCACAUGCUCCGUACACUACUGAUCGUAUCUUGCCUCGUGCAACCAACUGAUCGAUACGUCAGCAUAUGCACGUACACAUGCCACGUGGUAAUCUCGGCCUACUAAAUUUAUUUUUACCGAGAUUCCACCACAUUCCCCCCUUUGAUGCCUCUUGAUAUUUUACAAUUACUUGAGGCAUCACUUAACCUUGGUUUGCAUACACCACAAGUUACCUUUGAACCAGACCAGACUUAUCCUAUGAUGUGAAUCUUCAACACUCGUCUUCCUGCAUUGGUUCUCCCUGAUCUAGAGCCUUAUAUUUAUAAAUUGCCAUUAUCUGUGCAGCAGCCUUCCUCUCUGCUAUAUUUUCUAUCAGGCUUUGCACAGACCUAACUACUAAGGGUAUAAGACACGGCAGGAGUAGACACAACAUUAAAAUCAGUAGGACUCCACCUACCACUGCCUUAAGCCCUCCAAACCACUCAUACCAGCUACCAAACCAACUACUUGGAUUGUACCCUUUCCAUACCUGAGUAGGCACAUGCGCUAGUUUAACCAUAUGGCUAGUAAGCUCAGCUAUUGCUUGCCCUUCGUCAUCUAUUUGAAGACAGCAAUUGCUCAGGUUAAACUUCCCACAUACACCUCCCUCUACUGCCAAAAGAUAAUCCAAGGCUAAUCUAUUUUGGUAAACUGCUGUCCUCAUCCUGGUAUUAUGCUUCGCUAGAAGAUUGAGCGCUUGUGAUGUCUCGUUAGUAAUGAUCUCAACCACCGCCUGUAACCUUAUAAUGCGGUUGAGCAUAUAAAUAGGGGUUCUAUAACCAAAGGUACCAUCCUCUGCCCACGUGGCUGGCCCAUAAUAAUCUAUAAUACGCUGGGGAGGCCAUUCAUUAUCUUCCCAGGCACCUAUCUCUAUGGGUCCCCUUUUCUUCCUAUGAUUCACAUCAUACACUUUAACACCUAAAGUCUCACCUGUUUCAAUAGGCAACAAGAAGAAGGAUGGUUUUAACAUACCCAACACACAUGCCCCUUCCCAGUCCUGUGGUAACUCCGAAUAGGCCUUCUUACCACAGAUCCAGUACAAAUUCGCUGGGGCUCUCCAGUUAGAUGUGAUGGAUAGAUCAAACCAUACGUCCUUUAAAUUGGCAUAUCUUGCAAACGGGUUAGAUGGUUCUGAGACAUUUGAAGCCGACCACCAAGUUGUAUUCUUUGUAUCAUCAUCAUAAGCUUUUGCCCUAGACAAGUUAAUUCUCCUACAGAAGUAUUAUACAUCAUUCCUUUCCUCGCUAUGCAAACAUAACCUAUGAUGGAGGUCUUCAAUCUCCACUCAGAUUUACCUCUAACACUCAUAUGAUAGUCGGCUUGUGUAGAUAUUAAUUGGUCAACUGCCUCAGAACCGGACAUUACCUCCUUUGCUUCCCAAGGCCAUUGGUCUCCCAUGUUAGUACCUCCACACACAUAGCAGUUGGUAACAUUAAGACUACCGGCAAUACUCUCGGCUAAAUCAAUGAACAAGUUUUUAGCAUUAUGGGGGAUCUUAUUAUCUAUGCUCAUCUCUUCAUAAAAGGAAUGGUAUACUUGAUGAGUUUGGGAGGUUACCGUAUCAGACUCUAUCCCUAUAAACAAUAUUGUCCCAGGGUCUAAACCCGUCCCAUAUAUUUGAAACCCAAAUAAAUUACCAUAUUUAUCUAAGAACUUGUCAGGGUUAUUUAUAAGUAUAUGGAUUGGAUUGCAUUCCAUAGACUUACAAUAUGGAUUAGUAGGCAACUUAGUCACAAUCAUGUCCUUGUCUGCUGUCUGUCCCCAAGUCGCCCACCCCACACAAGACCAAUAUGGGCAGAAGUUAUAAUCUCUAUUUGGGCAUCUUGGACUUACAUAUUUAUUUUUACUACUGGGACAAAUAUAUUUAUCGUUAGACCCAUACGUCCUCUCCCAUCUAAGAUCCCCACAUACAUUCCACGGCUUUCUACCACUUGAUAUUGCUUUACACGCAUCAAAUAGCAGAGCACCUGAAGAAUAUACGGAUUUUAAUACCGUCUUAUUAAUUAGGGUCCCCUGAGGAUCUCCAUUUCUGAGAGUCAACCAAAUUGUACGGGGUUGAUACUCAGGACUGAAGUACUUAGGUUCUCCUACUCCUAAAUGACACACACUAUAUUCUAUAUUUAAGUAUCUACAUCUUGAUACAUCUCCUUUACACUCAUAUUGCGAAUGCCAAAUUAGGGUCUGGGAUAUAUGGUUACCUGUUCUUGUAGUCUUAAUGCAUACCUCACAGCUAGGAGUGUUGGUACCUCUACCUUCCUGAAUAUAAAAAUACACAUAAAUAAACAUUAUUAAAAAUACAUCUUUCGUCGUCAUCCUCAGUCUUCGUCCGUGUGAAGGCACCUCAGCUUCCAGGAUGUAAGGACUGCAGGGAAUGGAGUUCUGCUCGCCUUCACAGGGGUCCCCUCAAGACUUUCCCUGACUUAUACACUCGUUGGUGAGUGGACAGGCUUUAUUAUGGCCUUCUCACUCACUUACCAAGUCUCUGAAACAAUAAAAUUUGUAAUCUACAAGGUUCCUUGUCACUCCGACUGAGUCAUGCGUUUUAACCGGAUCUUGCAGGGAUUCUCUGGAUUUGCUGUAACUUGCCAGGAAUCGGCUGCUGCUGGUUUAACCCUGGAGUGAUGUAUCCACGGAGCCACUUCGGCUACUUUUAUCGCUGUAGGGUAGACAGAAGAACAACAUAAGGACCUCUCCACUUGGGCCCUAACGGCACAUUAUUCCACUCUUUAAUCCACACUUGGUCGCCUGGGUGGUAACUAUGAAUUGGGGGAUAAAUAUUCACAGGUAAUCUAUCUUGUACCCAUUUCUGUACCUCCUCCAUAGUCUUACCCAACUCUACAACCUGCUGCCGGGUAAUUCCUUCUCCCAACUGACUCAAAUCCCCCCUUAAGUUACCAAGCACGGGAGGUGGUCGCCCGUACAUGAUUUCAAAAGGAGAGAGGCCCAUCCUUCUGGUAGGUGUACCACGGAUUCGCAAUAGAGCUAUGGGCAAGAGAACGUUCCACUUAAGUUGGGUUUCCUGACACAUUUUAGCCAACUGAUUCUUAAUAGUUCUAUUCAUUCUCUCUACCUUACCAGAACUCUGGGGUCUAUAUGCCGUAUGAAGCCUCCACUUUAUACCAAGCAUAUGAGUCAAUUGUUGUAGGCACUGAUGAACAAAAGCUGGACCAUUGUCCGAUCCUAUAGAGCAGGGUAGUCCAUAUCGGGUAUUAUUUCUCGUAGCAGGAAUCUCACGACUUCUCCUGCUUUCUCUGUACGAGUAGGACAUGCUUCUACCCAGCCUGAAUAGGUGCACACCACUACCAGCAGGUAGCGAUGUCCACCCGAUUUAGGCAUCACUGUAUAGUCAAUUUGUAAAUCGGACAUGGGAAGUCCCCCAUAAACUGGACUCCUGGUGGCUUUACUGGUCCUUGUCUUGCAUUAUUUUUAGCACACGUUACACAUCUACGUACAAUGGCCUGAGUCAAGUUGGACAAUCUUGGUAUGUAGAAAUGUUUUCUGAGAGAUUCUUCUGUACUGUCUCUCCCAGAAUGUGUCCCGUUAUGAUAGUUUUGGACAAUUUCUACCGCUAGUGAUGCUGGAAUAACUAUUCUUCCAUCUUCUAACUGAUACCAUUUGUUCUCCAAAUACUUUCCAGGUUCAGUCCUUAACCACUCCUCUUCUUGAGCUGUAUAAAUUGGAGUCCAUUGAGACAGUGGAGUUGGUAUAAGAGCAGCCAUAUGCCCCACAUAUUCCUGUCUUCCUGAUUCAGCAGCACGCUUAGCUGCACUAUCUGCCAUCCGAUUCCCUUUGGUUACAUCACCAUCUCCUCUCAGAUGCGCCCGACAAUGUAUAAUACCGACUUCUUUCGGCUCCCACACUGCUUCCAAUAGUUGUAGGAUCUCAGCUGCGUAUUUGAUUUCUUUGCCUUCUGAAUUCAAUAGUCCUCUUUCUUUAUACAAAGCUCCGUGGGCAUGAGUGGUUAAAAACGCAUACUUGGAGUCCGUGUAGAUGUUCACUCUUAAACCUUCAGCCAAUUGUAACGCUCGUGUCAGUGCUAUCAAUUCUGCCUUUUGUGCUGAUGUUCCUUUUGCCAGUGGCCGAGCUUCUAUCACCUUGUCUAUCGUUGUUACUGCAUAUCCUGCAUAGCGGAUCCCUUCUUUUACAUAACUACUGCCGUCGGUGUAAUAUUGAACAUCAGGGUUCUGGAUGGGAAAAUCACGAAGAUCUGGUCUACUUGAAAAUACUUCAUCCAUUACUUCCAAACAAUCAUGUUGACUUUCAGUAGGUUGUGGCAAAAGGGUAGCUGGAUUUAAGGUAUUUACAGUCUCUAAAUGCACUCUUGGGUUUUCACACAACAUUGCUUGAUACUUGGUCAUACGGCUGUUACUAAACCAAUGAUUUCCUUUGUAAUCCAACAACGUCUGUACUGCAUGUGGAACUCGUACAUAAAGUUCUUGACCCAGAGUGAGUUUAUCGGCUUCAGCUACUAGCAGGGCGGCUGCAGCUACAGCUCUUAGACAAGGUGGAAGUCCGCUGGCCACUGCAUCCAGUUGCUUAGACAUGUAGGCAACAGGUCUUUGCCAUGAUCCCAAGUACUGUGUCAAUACUCCCACAGCCAUUCUUCUUUGCUCAUGUACAUACAGGUAGAAUGGCCGUGUGUGGUCAGGUAGACCUAAUGCUGGGGCACUCAUCAAAGCCCUCUUCACAUCUUCGAAUGCCGCUUGCUGUUCUUGAGUCCAUAAGAAGGGGUCGUGCUCUGUACCUUUGAUAGCUGCAUACAGAGGUUUUGCCAGUAUCGCGUAGCUGGGAAUCCAUAUCCUACAGAAGCCUGCUGCCCCAAGAAUUCUCGCACUUGUCUUCUAUUCCUGGGUAUCGGUAUUUGGCACACAGCUUCUUUUCUCUCUGGCCCCAUAAUUCUUUGACCUUCAGAGAUAUGGAAUCCCAGAUAUUUGACAGUUGGCAAACACAACUGAGCCUUCCUUCUUGACACCUUGUAUCCUGCCUUCCAGAGAAUGUGUAGUAGAUCGUGCGUUGCUUGCUGACAUACUUCCUUUGUAACUGCUGCUAUCAACAAGUCAUCUACAUAUUGUAAUAAUACACACUCUCCUGGGAUAGACUCGAAAUCUAGUAGAUCUUGACUUAGAGCUGAACCAAAUAGGGUAGGUGAAUUUUUAAACCCCUGGGGCAAUCUUGUCCAGGUCAUUUGGCGUUUCGAGCCCGUUACAGCAUUUUCCCAUUGGAAAGCGAAGAUACAUUGGCUUUCUGCGGCAAUUCGGAGGCAAAAGAAGGCAUCUUUGAGAUCUAAGACUGUAAAGUAAGUAGCCCCGCCCGGAAUUAAAGCAAGCAGGUUAUAUGGAUUGGGCACGACUGGAUGUAUACUAACAACCGCAUCAUUGACUGCUCUCAAGUCCUGCACAGGUCGAUACUCAUCUGUACCGGGCUUUUGAACAGGCAGCAAUGGGGUGUUCCAGGGGGAAGUACAGAAUUUUAGGAUACCAUACCGUAUGAACUUAUCCAGAUAAGAUUGGAUGUUCUUCUUAGCCUUCUGCGGAAUAUGAUAUUGUCUCAGGCUUACUGGAUAAACCCCAAGUUUUAGUUCGAUUUUAAUAGGUGGAAUAUUGCGGGCCAGUCCUGGUGGGUUGUUCUCUGCCCAAACUCCUGGUAUGUUAAAUAAGGAUUCAUCACUCCUCGGGUUUUGGCUAGUCAACACUGUAUAAAGUCGCCACUCUUCUUCCUUUGGUACGGACAAUGUCAUAAUACCUGAGGGUCCAUUAAACUUUAAGGAUGUUGUUCCAUUUGGUAGGAACGUAAUCUGCGCUUGUAAUUUGGAUAGCAUAUCACGCCCCAGCAAUUGGACUGGACACUCAGGCAUAUAAAGGAAUUGAUGUUUUACUACGUGGCCUCCCAAUGUACAGAGUCGACUUUUAAGAACCGGUUUUUCAGCACUUCUUCCAGUUGCUCCUAUUACAGUAAUAGUUCUUCCAGAUGGAGGAGCAACUUGAUUAGUCACCACCGAAUGUUCAGCACCAGUGUCGAUCAUGAACGCACUCCUUUUUCCCCCUAUUGAUACAUCGACCAUAGGCUCCGCUCGACCAAGGGGGAUGGAGCCCGGUCGGUAUCAAUAGUCCUCCAUGACCGUGUCAGCCAAUCCCACAAAGUCCCUACCUUCUCUAUCGCGGGACCUUUGCGCUGCUGGAUAGUACCUAUCUUCCCUUACACUUCCUCUGUUCCCAUUACUCCCUCUAUUACCAUUACUCCCUCCGGGGCCUCCUCUACCUCUCGCUCUGCCUCUAAAGUUUCCGUAACCUGCCCUGGGUAAGUCUCUCUCAUACUGCUCUCUUUGCGGACACUCGUUCCUCCAAUGCCCUUCUUCCUUACAGUACGCGCACUGAUUCCUACUCAAAGGCUCCCUAUUCCAUCUACCAUCGCCUCUAUCUGGGCCCCGUCUAUCUACGCCUGCGAUCGCUACCGCUAGCAUAUCUGCCUUUCUACGCAUCUUGCGCUCUUCCUCUUUCUUACUUUCUGUUUCCCUAUUCAUAUAUACUUUGUUCGCUACCUCCAUUAGUUGGGUGAUAGACAUACCUGCAAACCCUUCUAAUUUCUGUAGCUUGCGCUUAAUAUCUCCGUAAGCUUGGCUGACAAAGGCGGAGUUUACCAUUCGGGAAUUAUCAGCGUCUUCCGGAUUAAAGGGGGUAUACAAGCGGUAUGCCUCCAAUAAUCGGUCAUAAAAGACACUGGGCGCUUCAUCACUUUUCUGAAUCACCUCAACUGUCUUCGACAUGUUAAUAGCUUUCUUCCCUCCGGCUUUCAUGCCAGCAAUUAUAGCAUCUCUAUAGGCUUUAAGUUGAGCCAUAUCUGCGCCAUUUACAUUCCAGUCAGGAUCGGUGUUAGGGUAAUGUGUUGCGGCCCAUGCUGCCGGAUUGGCUUGAUUUAAAGCACGGGCUCUCUCCUCUAGCGCCUUAAUGGCCGCUUGGUUAAUCCUUGUCCUUUCCUCAUUAUUGAACAAUGUCAUUAAUAACUGCUGGCAAUCAGCCCAUGUCGGGUUAUGUGUCUGAACUAUCGAGGUGAACAGAUCGGUCAUAGCUUGUGGUUUCUCAGUGUACGAGGAAUUGUGGGUCUUCCAAUUCAAGAGAUCGGUAGUCGUGAACGGGACAUAUACGAAGACUGGGUCAGCAUGUGCCAUUUGACCUGCGGCAUCGAUAUAGGCUGACCCAGGAUUCAGACGAAGAGGCAUCUGAUAAUGUUUUAAUUGUUGGGUACCGGUCAGUUGUCGGGUUAGUAUGGGGCUACGUGGAGGGGCGUCAGUUAAAGGUUCCGGUCGAGAGGUAAUAGGGCAUGAGGAUGUGGGAACUUGAUUUUGGGAAAAGUUAGUGAAUAGUAUACUCCGAGCCGAGCUAGAAGAAGCUUGACCGGAAGUUUGAAGUGGCGCCAAAUCAGGAUAUUCAAAUCUAAUGGGGGUUGGUCCUGGUUCCGGAAGGGGAGUUUUAAUACGAGGGGGGUGGAUUCUGUACUGGAGGAGGAAGCGGAAGUGGAUGGGGGCAAUAGGGGAAGGGGUGCAGAGCUUCCUGCAUUCGCGUCACUUCCUCUUAAAGGAAAGUAAGGAGGCGGCAAAGGGAUCUCGGACUCAGGGGGCGUGUCCAAAAUGGGCCUAACACCAGUCCUAGUGGACAAACAAGUCCUGGCCACCAUGAGGCGACAUUGCUCCUCGUGGCAUAUCCGGAUCCAUUUUGGCGAGUCGUUUACGGCCUGCCCCCAACAAUCAAUGUAUGGAAACUGUCCGUAAAGUUCAGGCCUACCUGACACAGCCACGUGUACACGCUGUACCAGGGUUGGAUCCAAACUGCCACGCGGCGGCCAUGCCGCAACCAAAAUAGGCCACUCCCUAGUGCACAAAGUGACCAAACGUACAGGAGACAUUUUAACCCCAAAAUCACAUGUUUUGAAUCCCUUUUUAAAAUUCUUUACCAUACAACCUAAGGGAUCCGAAAUCGUUGACUCUGACGCGCCCAUACUUAUCAAUGGAACGUCGUUGACAACGAAUACUAUGCACGCGUUCUUAUUCAACAGUCACACCCGUUUCCUCUGGCAACAGCACCACGUGGUACAGUUACCGAGUGAAACGUACACAAUAACACAAUAAUCACUCAGGGAAUUCCCGUACACACACAGCUGUUACACCAGUCACUAAAUAAUCAAUAUUAUGCCCUUUGGCGAAACUAUACAGUCACCCACGCUAUAAUUCUCUAUAUAUGAAUUACCCGCCUAUAACACACCCCAGUAACAUCGUCUUUUACUAGUAUCGGUUACAGUACGGUUAGCAUAGGUCAAAGCACAAUUUAAGGUCACAAUACAAUUAUUAGUGGUUACGGUGUUAAACAUGCAAUAGACGACAAUGAUUAGUACUUAUAUACAGUGUCAGUAAAUAUACAGGGUUAUGGUACCGUGCACUAUGAUACAGCAACACACUAUUAACACUCUCGCUAGACGGCUGAGCUCGCGCUAUCUAACAAGAUAUACACUUUACUAACAAUCUUUAACACAUUUACAAUCCCAACUAAACUAUUGGCCAGUACCUUGAAUGGACUACCUAAAACUAUAUACACCCGCUUUGGUUAGCCACACUGCCCAAACACCACAUAUAGCGAACUAGAGGGCGAAAUUUACAAAAUUGCCCUUCUAGUCUAUUUACUCUAUCAAAAGUCUAGUGGGUUCCAAAUUUACACGCCUUCCCACUUAGCCAAGAUAGGUUGAGAGCUAGCGAACCGAAUUUACACAGGCGCCGCUUAGUCUCCCGGUCCCUCCGACCUAGCGAACGUAAUAUACACCCUAGAACGCUAGUCUAGACAAGACACCGGUGUCCGGCUAGGGCUAUUUACACAGGACCCCGCCUGACUAACCAGAUCAAACGGCCUUACUAAAGAGCGUUCGAUCGAGCGGUGCGCCUUCGCUCCUUCCCUCCGACAGAGGGGGCAGAUUCCAUACACAGAUUUAAACCCCUUUUGGGCCUACCGCACAAUCGGUAUACCCCUAGUGGGUCUGCCGUCUAAAACAGCAGUUGUCUUACCUCCUCGCUCCUGAACCUGAGUUCACACUCAUCGACGGGGACACCCCAGCACUUCUUACGUAGAGGCCGAUGAUCUCCUGGACAACAGACCAGUGGCGCCGAGACGAAGGGAGGUCCACGCAGAAGUUCAGGGGUGCAGCCGUAGAGAACGUGGGCAAAGAUAGACCGUCUCACGCCUCUGCCUCUCAGCUACCGUUGAACGAUGAGCUUCCCGGCCAAUGCACCAAAUGAUACCGGAGAAACUGACGGAAGCAAAGCACAGAGGGAUGGACACAGGUUUCUUCAGGAAGGAAGAGAUUCUUUAUUGGAUCACCGAUCGGGACUCAGAGGGACUAAUGUCACCAAAAAUACAGCAAGUUCUGAGCCCUGAACAAUAGUGCAGGCUCCCUAUAUAGGCACAUAACUCCUCCCAUAUUAAGCUCCACCCGCACAUUCUCUUGACCAAUCAUUACAAAUAAGAAUUAACUUCCUGCUUGACCGCAUGGCUUGUCCAGCACAAUGGAGGAGGGGAAUACUACAUCCUGUAUUCUUGCACAUGCUCCGUACACUACUGAUCGUAUCUUGCCUCGUGCAACCAACUGAUCGAUACGUCAGCAUAUGCACGUACACAUGCCACGUGGUAAUCUUGGCCUACUAAAUUUAUUUUUACCGAGAUUCCACCACAAUAACACUUACUGACGUAUUCACUAAACUUUGAAUAGUAGCAAAUUGAAGACAAAUGGCAAAAUGUAGGUAAAAUAGCGGAUCUGGAAAUAUUCUCCAUUUUGGCUGUUCUCCAACUUGGCUAUUUAAGACUAAAUUUUUGCUAUUUGGACUUUAAUUCAAUCAUUAGUUUCCUGAAGGAGAUCAGUUGGUAUGACAUCAAUACAAAGUGGCAGUACUUUGCAAGCCAAUGAGCUGAACAUGGGAAUGAAGAAAUAUCAGAUAAUAUGGGUGUGACUGUAUCUAUGAGGUUUCUGCAAGUGACAGCAGGUCUGUCUGCGCACCAGUCAUUGAGAACAGAAAGCAUCGAGAAAUAAGACCUGCGUGCCAACUCUUCCAGAGCGUGGGGGAUGGGAUACACUAUAAUCUGCUCAUCUAAAAUGAAAUGUUCUGGGUUUCGGGAAUUAUUAUUUUAAUAUCACAAUCACAGACCUUACUGACCUCUACUGAUACUAAAAGGGACACUGAGGCAAGUGGAACACUACAAGCAUUCAUUGCAAUUAAGUUGUUAUGGUGCAAGGAGGUCCCAGGCACUGUCUUGCCUGUCUUACAAGUGAAACCAUUAAAGAAAUUUAACCAAAAGUCUGUAAACCUGCACACAAACAUUCUGCCACUUCAAUAAGGAUGCCGUCGGCGAUAGACUGAGAACAUCCCCAUUAUUUAUUUCUCUCACUUUUUUAAAAGUGGGGGCCUACUGAUAGGCUGACAGAAUCAGCCGACACUCUCAGCCUAUGGACAUUCAGCCCAAUGCUUCCUAAUUGAAGGGGCAGAGCACUCAGCUUUGCAGACUAUAGGGUUAAACAGUUGGUGAAAAUUAGCUUUUUAUGUGAUAUGAAGCUAGAACAAAUUUUCCAUAAAGCAUCACCUUGCUAUAAUAAAACAGUGCCUUACAGCGAUACUUUCAAAGAAUCCUUAGAAAGAAACUUUGUCUUUGUAUGUUUCUUACGCCUGUCGCUUCUAGACACUGAGCUGAGCUACCGCCAUCUUGAAAUGUCAAUCCCCCAGGCAUCAUCAGGGAUCCUCUAUAGACCUCCAUGCUAUACUCUCGAGCAUAUAUGAGUGAAUUCAGCAGUGAUGUCAGUUUCCGGCGCUGAAGAGCAAGAAGCUGAAAGCGACCCACCCAGAAUGGACAGGUUCAGAUAAGUAAAACUCACCUUUGUCUGCUUCCCUGCCUCUAACACCCCCAGUGGUACGUUUUCUGUCUUGGCAAAUUCUGUAAAGUCCCCAGACGGUAAAAGUGCUGCUUUAACACCUUACAUAAUAACUGUCUAUACCUGGAUGCCAUCAGUGGUGUUCCUUUAGUCACACACAUCAUCAGUGAUGACAUGCUGUUAUUAUGAUGUCACUGACCUAGCCUAUAAAUACCUGGCACAUCUCUGAUCUUAGCUAGUCCAAACCUGACUGUUACAGAGCUACAACGCACAGAAUUCACAGUGACUCUAGGAUAAAUUGUUAAUGUUGACGUUUCACCAGACGUGGAAUUUGACACCGAAAUUUUACAUUUGUCUUCAAAAUAGACAAGGUACAGAAUAAGCUAAUUAGGUGAAUGUUUCCAAUAUAACUGUUUUGGCCUAAAAUAUGAAAAUGAAUUAUUUAAUUGAAACUCAUGAUCUUUGCAGAAUGCACACACGGUAGGUGUCAAACGAUGCUUUAUAUUCCAUGUUCUAAAAAUGACUUUCCCUUUAAUGCUGUGUUACCAGAACUAUAGUUUAUCCCUAACAAACAGAGGUAUUCUCGAAAGUUAGAAUUGUCCAGGAUUCAAAAUGAAGUCAAAGUAAAUUUCUAGUUUAAGGUCAAAAUAGCCGAUGUGGAAACAUUCUCCAAGUCAUCCUUGCUACCAGUUUGACUAUUUUUACCUUUGAUUCCAAAUUUAGUGAAAACCUUGAUUGCGUAAACCUAUCUUUGGUUUAAAACAUUCUGCAAUUUAUGUAGACUGAAAGCUUACACAGUUUAUCUUCAGAUCUUUCAGAUCCUAAUGUCAUAUAAGUCCCCUUAGUUUACCCCCAAUGCCCUGGUCUAUAAAUACAAUAAUGGGUUGCACCCUCUCUCUAAGGAAGUAGCAGAAGCAUAGCAAGAGACUCUGACAUUUAAUAGUGCCACCACGUCCAACACUAAUAAUGCCACAUUUCCCUUACCCCAACGGAUGCUCAGUCUUUAGAAGAAUAUCCUUCUUUUACAUUAGUGACAUGGAUUCUAUCUAAAGUGGGUGGGAGACUUCUGCUUUGGUGAUAUCUAAGUUGGGGGCAGGAUUGGAAGUGGCCUAGGACCAAGGACGUGUGAAACAGUUUUGCUUUCUUGCACUGUUGGUGCUGGUGGACUGGUGGCACCAUGGUCAUUGCAAUGUGCUGUAAUUGUUACGAUGCUUAGACUGCCCUUUGACAAAACAGGGAACUGGAGCCCAAUGGAGACAAAUAGGCGGAGGAGGGCCUUGACAGUUUUGUGCUGAGCAAGGCUGUACAGAUUGGUGGAUAUAGAAAGGGGGAGAGGCACAGGAGGCAGAGGGCAUGUAUAGGCUGGUGUAAUAGUUACACUUCAGCCAUUUUAGUUUUGCAACUGUCCCCUCAUGUUGUUGUCCCUCCCUCCCUAGUGUUGUGGUUUAUGGGGCUUGUGGUGUUGGGGUGAUACUUCCAUGUUCUGCUGGUUUUUCUCUUUCAGAAACGGCAGGUCACAAAGACGGCAGUGCUGGACAAGAUCAUUGUCGCAGCCUUGGCUGUGGAUUGCUACUGGGAUGGUCUAUGGCCUCACAAUGAGGAUGUGGUGAUAGCCUAA
Pelobates cultripes (western spadefoot toad) is the source of this 30120-nucleotide messenger RNA. The record is from the annotation of a GenBank genome assembly. Lineage: Eukaryota; Metazoa; Chordata; Amphibia; Anura; Pelobatidae.